UCCACGCUGACUUGCAUGCCCACGCUCUUACUCUUACAGCACAUCACUCAUGUGCUGGAGGGCACAACCGUCAUUUCACUUCCCCGGACUGUAUAUAACAAACACAGCCCAACUCCCUCCUCCGCCCAUCAUAUACACUCACCAAUGGCGGCACUCAUAGCUCUGCCUCUGCUAGCACUUCUCUCUCUAUCCUCAACCUUCUCCGACGCCUGCCCGCCGUCCGAUCGGGCAGCGCUGCUCGCCGUCCGGCAGGCCCUCAAAGAGCCCUACCUCGGAAUCUUCAACACGUGGCGGGGCUCCAACUGCUGCCAGAACUGGUACGGCGUCAGCUGCGACCCGGAGAGCCGCCGCGUCGCCGACAUCAACCUCCGCGGCGAGUCGGAGGAUCCCAUCUUCCAGAAGCACCGCCGCACCGGAUACAUGACCGGAACCAUCUCGCCCGCGAUCUGCCGCCUCACGCGCCUCUCCAGCCUCAUAAUCGCCGAUUGGAAGGGAAUCUCCGGCCCCAUCCCCGCCUGCAUCGCCAAUCUCCCCUUCCUCCGCAUCCUCGACCUCGUCGGAAACCGCCUCUCCGGCGAGAUCCCAGCCGGCAUCGGGCGGCUUAGCCGCCUCACCGUCCUCAACGUCGCCGACAACCAAAUCGCCGGCACCAUCCCCCGGUCCCUCACCAGUCUCUCCUCCCUGAUGCACCUCGACAUCCGCGGCAACCAAAUCGCCGGCACCAUCCCCAGCGAUUUCGGCCGCCUGAAAAUGCUCAGCCGCGCCUUGCUCAGCCGGAACCGUCUGGAAGGUUCGAUUCCGCAGUCUCUCUGCACCAUCUACCGCCUCUCCGAUUUGGACCUCUCCCUCAACCGUCUCUCCGGCCCGAUUCCGGCGUCCCUCGGCAAAAUGGCGGUCCUGGCGACGCUCAAUCUCGACGGGAAUUUAAUCUCCGGUCCGAUUCCGGAAACUCUGAUCGGAUCUACGAUCAGCAUUCUGAACCUUAGCCGGAAUGCGUUCGACGGCUACAUUCCGAACGCGUUCGGAUCGAGGUCGUAUUUCAUGGUGCUGGACUUGUCGUACAACCGUCUGAGAGGGACUAUUCCGGCGUCGAUCUCGGCGGCGACGUUCAUCGGACAUCUGGACGUCAGCCAUAACCAUCUCUGCGGUCCGAUCCCGCAAGGGUCGCCGACCGAGCAUCUCGAAGCGACGUCGUUUAGCUACAAUGAUUGCCUCUGCGGGAAACCCCUUAAACCCUGCUAAUUGAUAUAUUAAUUUCUAAAUUAAAUACUCCUAUAAAAUGUUUUUUUUUUUAAAAAAAAAAUUAUUAUAAUUUAUAUAAAUGUAGAGAAAUUCUAGUUUAUAUUAGAUUUGGCCACCACAAUAAAAUAUAGCGUAUGUGAGUUUAUGAGUGUGGUUGAAUAAAAUUUAAACUAGAAUUUCUCGCAUAUGUAAUAGAGGAAAUAUUUGUCUGUACGUAUUGUGGAAAUUAAUUUAUAUCAAUCAAAUAUGUUUUGUUUUUU
This is a messenger RNA of Andrographis paniculata, 1502 nucleotides long. Its product is annotated as DNA damage-repair/toleration protein DRT100. The record is from RefSeq and is a predicted model, not a curated record. Bases 16 to 1242 code for a protein of 408 amino acids. NCBI's taxonomy places the organism in Eukaryota, Viridiplantae, Streptophyta, Magnoliopsida, Lamiales, Acanthaceae. Gene Ontology annotation, molecular function: protein binding. The transcript has a single exon.